Oncorhynchus mykiss (rainbow trout) is the source of this 1858-nucleotide messenger RNA. The record is from RefSeq and is a predicted model, not a curated record. NCBI's taxonomy places the organism in Eukaryota, Metazoa, Chordata, Actinopteri, Salmoniformes, Salmonidae.
GCCGGUAGUGGUGGUAGAGGAGACAGUGGUGGAGCCGGUGGUGGUGGCUGUAGUGGAGGGCGCGGAAGGUGCAGUGGUGGAAGAAGUGGGAGGAGAGGACAAAACCCUCCCCACCCCAAUCCCCCUGCCCCAGACUAAUGUGACCCCUGAAGGAGAAAGGGCCGAGAAAGACGGCUCCGGAGAGAUGUUCAGCGAAAGCUCCCCAAGUGGGUCAGACAUCAUAGGGUCGGUGUCGGAAAGCACCAUGGAGACUGUGUCAGAAGGUACGGGAGAGGAGGGGGAGAUUCUGAAGGAACACCUCCCCCUACGUAAAAGAAACGCUGAGGAGCUCUCUGACCCCGAACAGGGUGAGGAGAAAAAGGGAAAGGUGGAGUGGGAGAGCUCCCAGGGGGAGGAAGAACCCAGAACCUUCCCCUCCAACUCCCCCAAUCAAGUCUCCUUUUUAAGUCCUGUUUUAACCUCCUCUCCCUUCCAAACCCCCUUACCCCGGAGGGAGAGAGAGAAAGUCCCUGAAGACUAACCCCCUUUUAACUUUUCAAUGGCUUUUCUUCUAGCACUGUUUUUACUCACCCCUUUUAUGGCUUUUAAAAUCACCACUAUAAACGUGAGGAGCGUAAAGACAGCAACAAGAGCACAGUCGGUUUUAUCCUUUUUAGAAAGGUUUAACUCUGAUGUGUUUUUACUACAGGAGUGUGGUCUACCCUUUUUAUCCUCUUACAGGAAAUGGGAGGAUAAGUGGCGGCACGGGCCCUCCAUUUGGAGUGGUUCCAAUUUUAACAAGAACGACGGUGUUGCCAUUUUAAUCAAGACCCCACAGGUGGUGGUGAAGGGGAGCACAGUGGUGGAUCGGGAACCAGUGUGUCCAGUGCGCGGGCUCGCUAUAGGUGAGCCCACAACGGUUUGGCGCAACGUGGCCCAUCCUGCUCUCCUGAAUCGGCAUCGGGACCUGUCCUGGAUGGUCGCCCAUGAGAUCCUCCCGGUCAGGGCCGUUAUGCACUCACGGGGCAUGGCGAGGACAGCCGCGUGCCCCCGACCAGGCUGCGGCCAAGAAGAGUCGGUGAGGCACAUGCUCUGGGAGUGCAGAGCCGCCAGGGACCUGUGGAAGGAAGCAGGCCCCCUGAUCACCUCGUGUCUGCCAGCAGGGGAGGACCUAACACCUCAGCUGGUGCUGUAUUGGGUGGGCCGAAGGCCCAUUCCAUCGAAGGCCUUCACCAAGCUCUGGCCCACCCUCACGUGCCUGAAGGAAGCACUGUGGUCCUCCCGUAACCUGCUGGUAGCGAAAAACGUAGAGACCACCCCCCAGGCAGUGGCCAUGGUAGCCACGGAAGCCCUGGGGUGGUACGGAAGGAAGGGGGCCUCGACCCCAGGCGAAGGGUCCCCCACAACACCCUAGGUCCCGCGGCCACGGCCUGACAGCGCUGCGGCGCCUAGGGCGAUGCGCCUAGGGGAGGGAUCUCCUCUGGGCCCCGAAGGACGGGACGAUGAUCUAUUCAGAAGAGCAGGAUGAGGUGAGCUUGAUAAAGACUCACCCCCCUCCUGGACAAGGGACUGAAGACAGCCUUUUAACAAAGUUACUUUUUAACAUGGUUUUUCAUGUCUUAAAAAUGUUUUACCUUUGUUAGAUCAUUAGUACACAUUUUAAAUGGCUUUUACAGAUGUGAUGUUUUUACAAGAAAAGUACUUUUAUCCAUGGUUGUUUUCAUUGGUUUUAACAACAUGUGCUUUUUAACAAAUUUAAAUGUAACUUUCAAAUGCUGUGUUUUAUGCUUUGUUGCCGUUUUUAUGUGUAUCAAUGACGUAAAAAAUGUAUGAGCUGUUUUUAAAGGAAAUGUAUCAAUAAAACUUUUCCAAAAGAAAA